GCGAGCGAGAGCAAAUCCGAUCUCCAUCUAGAUACCAUUAAUAACUGUCCAGAAAAUCAAUAUGUUCAUCAUUUUGAUUGACAAGGUCAUUUCGGUAAUUGCACAUCCCAGUUAUAAGCAAGCUCUGCGAAAAAAUCCCGCCGAUUUUUCAUUUGAACAGAGAGGAGAUUAGCGGAAUUGGACAGCACGAAAGUGGCGCGGMGAUGGAGAAGAUCUGCGUAGCUGUUCGAGUUAGACCUCCGGCUCCGGUGAUCCAAGAAGUCUCCAGCGGGCUCUAUUGGAAGGUUGAACACAACCGGAUCUCUCUGCACAAUCCCAUCGGUAUCCCUAUUUCUGGCGCCUCCUACGCUUUCGAUCAUGUAUUAGAUCAAAACUGCACAAACGCCAAAGUCUAUGAGCUUCUUACUGAGGACCUUAUUAGAGCUGCCAUUGAGGGUUUUAAUGGAACUGCAUUUGCAUAUGGACAGACCAGCAGUGGCAAGACAUUCACUAUGAAUGGUUGUGAAGAUAAUCCCGGAAUUAUUCCCCUGGCUAUUAGAGACAUUUUCCAACAUAUUCAGAUGGCACUUGACAGAGAAUUUCUGAUUCGAGUUUCCUACAUGGAAAUUUAUAAUGAAGAAAUCAAUGAUCUUUUUUCCCCUGAGAAUCAGAAACUUCAAAUUCAUGAGAAUUUAGAGCGUGGCAUCUUUGUUGCAGGUCUUAGGGAGGAAAUUGUAAACAAUGCUGAACAAGUGCUUAAGCUUAUUGAACAGGGAGAAGUUAACCGACACUUUGGCCAGACAAACAUGAAUGCUCGAAGCAGCAGAUCCCACACAAUAUUUAGGAUGGUUAUUGAAAGCAAGAGCAAGGAUACGAGUUCUAGUGAACAUUCAAAUUCGGAUGCCAUUCGUGUAUCUGUCCUGAAUUUGGUAGAUUUAGCUGGAUCUGAGCGGAUUGCUAAAACUGGAGCUGGUGGAGUACAUUUGAAGGAAGGAAAGCACAUCAAUAAAAGCUUAAUGGUUCUUGGGAAUGUAAUUAACAAACUGAGUGAUGGUGGAAAGCAGAGGGGGCAUAUUCCAUAUCGUGAUAGUAAACUGACCCGCAUACUUCAACCUGCUCUGGGUGGUAAUGCUAAAACGUCCAUAAUUUGUACAGUAGCACCAGAGGAGGUUCACAUUGAAGAAACAAGGGGAACCCUCCAGUUUGCCAGUAGAGCUAAAUGCAUUACCAAUUGUAUCCAAGUUAAUGAGAUCCUAACUGAUGCAGCCUUAUUGAGGCGACAGAAACUAGAGAUAGAGGAACUGCGUAAGAAACUUCAGGGAUCUCGGUCUGAGGUGCUUGAGCAAGAGAUUUUGAAACUGAGGAAUGAAUUGCUGAAGUAUGAACUAGAGCGUGAAAAACUUGCAAUGGAACUUGAGGAGGAGAGGAAAUCACAUAAAGAAUGUAAUCAGUGCAUAAAGGAGCAGCAGAUGAAAAUAGACAACAUAAACAGUAUUGUUAGUUGUUCGGAGCAAGACGGAGAUUCAGUUCAGAUAAAGUUUUUUCCAUCAUCAUCUAGUAUGGCUGAUGCUGGGAUUCUUGUUCUAUUAUCUACUGGGUGGGGGCAGCUGCCUGUGAGACAAAGACUAGAGGAAGACAGCAAUGACGACCAUAGCACAUGCCAAGAGAAUGCUUUCAAGACCCCUUGCUUUAAAUCAGUUCGUAACACUUUUGUUGCAAAACGAUCAAAUUAUUCAAAGCUACCUGACUCUAGUCCGCUUCCAGAUGAUUUCAGCAAUGUUGCUGAUGAAGAGUUGUGGUUGAGGCUUAACAAAGGCCAUAACACUGAUCUCAAUUCACUUCAAAUGACUCCUUCCAUAAAAGCCCAUUCAUUUUCAUCAAGUGAUCCAUCAGGACCAUCACCUGGUUAUUCAAUUGAGUAUUACAAAGAUGARAUUCAAAAUCUCAAGAGACAAUUGGAACAUACUAUUGAAGAAAAAAAUGAACUUGAGAGAAGUCAUGCAAAACAGCUAUUCUUGAACAACCAAAUAUUGGUGGAGAUGUCUAAACUUCAACAAGAGAUGCUAUUGAUUCGAGGGAUUCCACAAAAGCUGUGUGUAUCUGUAACACAUUGCAAAGACAUCUAUAAGGAUGUUUUAUCAAUCAUGCAGAGUUUUGUACCUGAUAAAAAAUCUUCAACUGCAAGAUUGCUUUCAAGCACAGGUGACAUUGGUAUCAAUUUAUUCUCAACUUUAGAAGCCCAUUUCUCCAUGGAUAUAGGUGGCUACAAAGUUUUAAGCGGGGAGAAUUCUCUAAUUCAUGAACAAUGGAAAGUACUUGUUGAGCUGUUGAACAAUGUAAUUACAAUUUUAGUAUCUUCACAAGCAUUAAAUGUCAAACGUGAAUGUCUAAAGAUUCCAAUGUGCACUAGAAAACAUGUGGUAGCUGCCAAGUCACAACCAUCAAGAUUUCAGUUUUCCAUUUUGACUAUGUUCUCUUUCAUGAUAAUAGGAAUAGUUGUUUAUUUUUUGUGCUUCUAAUGGUUUGGUUGUUAUGUACUCAGACAUGGCUCAAUUAAUUCAUUAUGCAAUUAUACAAGCAAAAAUAUCUUAAA
This is a messenger RNA of Nelumbo nucifera (sacred lotus), 2572 nucleotides long. Its product is annotated as kinesin-like protein KIN-7L. Gene Ontology annotation, biological process: microtubule-based movement. Lineage: Eukaryota; Viridiplantae; Streptophyta; Magnoliopsida; Proteales; Nelumbonaceae. Gene Ontology annotation, molecular function: microtubule binding; microtubule motor activity; ATP binding. The record is from RefSeq and is a predicted model, not a curated record.